Molecule: messenger RNA, 1002 nt
Organism: Theileria equi strain WA
Lineage: Eukaryota; Apicomplexa; Aconoidasida; Piroplasmida; Theileriidae
Exons: 5
Coding region: 1-1002 (333 amino acids)
Source: RefSeq, a predicted model, not a curated record
AUGAGGAUCAGUGUUAAUGUAGAUGACGAUGAGUACUCCUCCAAGAGGCUAAGGAUCGGGAUAUGGCCCUCAAGGUCGUUCAAGAUGUUUGACGAAAUAAUCCCAGAGCUACAGUCACACAAGGGCUCUAUGGAGACUAAUGUGGAAGUUUACAGAGAUAACAGAGAUGAAUUCCUCUCUGACGACCUAUUUGCCCUUGUAGCUCACUCCGAUAACGUCUGCCUGCUGGGAACAAACUAUAACUAUCAGACACAUUUGGACAAGGCGAUGAUGAGGAAAUCAAAGGAUACAUCUGAUGACGAGUCGUUUACUGAUGAAAAAUGCUUUAAAGCGUCCACACUACUUGUUAUUGUCUCAAAGGAAGACUUGAACAGGAUCGAAUUGAAGGAUCUUCAGAGUCACAUUAUUUCAAUAAUAGAGCCGUUUAAAGCUUUCCAGGCGAAUCUAAAAUGCAUACUGAUCAUGCAUGGUCUGAGAGACUAUGCACUUCAUGGCAAUAUGCUACGUAACAAAAACGGUGAAAUAAAGGUCAAGGAUAGCCAUUUACUACACACCUCAAUGCUAAAUGAGUUAACGUGUCAUUUGUUAAUUCAUUAUGAUGUUGAUACUGUGGAGACCGACGAUGCUAUUGACCUUGCACGCUUUAUCAUGAGCUCCUGUUCGUCGAUAGAGCUCUGUCUAUCCAGAAAAAGUGCUCUAAACUUCAAAUCAAAGCCGCAUGAAUCUCUAAAGGAGGAGCUUCCACCGAUGAAAAAGACGUGGUUGACUCAAUUACUACAAAUACCUGAAGUCGGAAAGGACACAGCCAAAUCUAUAGCCAACGUGUACAACGGACCUUCCGAGAUCAUAAAGUCCGUGAUCAAUUCUCAUGACAAAUGUCUGACUACCAUGAAGAAUAUCAGUUUGAAUAGCAAAACUAGGAGGAAGAUCGGAGCCUCUCUGGCAAAGAGGGUAACACUCCUCUACUCGUACAACCUCGUACCCGAUGAUCGAGUCUUUUAG